GACGAAAAGACGAAGACGUCACGAGUGACGAAUGUUUGGACACAAGCAGACGACGUAGAUGCAACGACAUUCUUGCAAGAAUGAGGAGCUGACGCCACUGAAUCGAACCGGAUCGUAACACCAGACCGCUGCCGAAAUGUCAUGGAGGGAAUCGGGUGGAGGGCGCGGUGGGACGGGCCGCCUGCUGGCCGUUUUCCUUGCCCUAACCUGCUGCACCUUGCACUACUAUGCUGCAGCCCAGGACUCUGAUGCUGACACCCAGGAUCUUGAUCCCUACUCUGACCGCCUCAUCCCGGGUGAAGCGUUCUUAGGGGACGCAAACCUCGCCUUGUUUGACUGGCCCGACGGAGAAGACAAGAUCAGGAGUGUACGCAGUGCAACAGAUGGACAGUCAGAAAGUGCCAGAAACCUUGGCAAGAAUGAUGCUCACAGCAUCAACGUCCCUUCUGAAGAGGCACCUGGUGACGAAGCGGUAGCCAACAAUGCACCCUCCACCAACACGACUGCUAAUGCAACGUCUUCUUCCACUACCACUUCUCCAGACCCUAUUCUUCCUGACAAAAGCGCUGCCGAGGAGGAGCACAAUUCAUCCAUGUCAAUAUUCUUUGUGCUGUGUGUGCUAGCUCUUGGUAUCCUCCUCAUCCAUCUAAUGCUGCAGACCCACUUCCAGUAUCUACCUGAAAGCGUUGUCAUUGUGUUCCUAGGAGCACUCAUAGGUUUAAUUGUCAACCUUAUUUCCGACCAGAACAUAGCUAACUGGAAGAAAGAGGAGUCCUUUUCUCCUACAGCCUUCUUCCUUGUCCUGCUUCCGCCCAUAAUUUUUGAGUCUGGUUACAAUCUUCACAAGGGUAACUUUUUUCAGAAUAUAGGAUCAAUCCUUGUGUUUGCCAUAGUUGGAACCACAAUUUCUGCCCUUGUAAUUGGGGCUGGCAUUUAUGUCUUGGGUAUUGCAGAAGUAGCAUACCGUUUGAGCUUUGUGGAAAGUUUUGCAUUUGGUUCUCUAAUAUCAGCAGUCGAUCCUGUAGCAACAGUUGCUAUCUUCCAUGCUCUUGAUGUUGAUCCAGUUCUUAAUAUGUUAGUAUUUGGAGAAAGUAUUUUAAAUGAUGCUAUUUCAAUUGUGCUUACAACAAGCAUUUUGGAGAGUAACAACCCUGCCAUGUCAUCCUGGGAAGCUUUCAAAACUGGCAUAAACAGGUUUUGCAUGAUGUUUUUUGCCUCUGCGGGCAUUGGAGUUGUCUUUGCACUUGCUAGUGCAUUGCUACUGAAACAUGUAGAUCUUCGAAAACACCCCUCCCUAGAAUUUGGAAUGAUGUUGGUGUUCACCUAUGCUCCUUAUGCUCUGGCUGAGGGAAUCCAUCUGUCAGGCAUCAUGGCAAUUCUAUUCUGCGGCAUUGUUAUGUCUCACUACACUCAUUUUAAUCUUUCCACUGUGACACAAAUAACCAUGCAACAGACAAUGAGGACACUUGCUUUCAUUGCUGAAACCUGUGUGUUUGCCUACUUGGGCUUAGCUAUAUUCAGCUUUAGACAUCGAAUCGAACCUGCUCUUGUUGUUUGGAGCCUCAUUUUGUGUCUUCUUGGUCGGGCGGCAAAUAUUUUUCCCCUAGCUAUUCUUGUGAACCGCUUCAGAGAACAUCAGAUAACCCCUCGAAUGAUGUUUAUCAUGUGGUUCAGUGGCUUAAGAGGUGCAAUUUCGUAUGCACUCUCUCUUCAUCUAGAGUUCAGCGACGAAACCAGACAUGUCAUUAUAACAACUACACUCAUCAUUGUUCUGUUCACAACACUCGCUCUUGGAGGUUCAACAAUGCCUCUGAUGAAAUUCCUCCAAGCUGGUCCUAAAGAACGCUCAAGACGUAGGAGAAGAGACAAGGGCCUGUCAUUGAGUAAAACUAGGGAAUGGGGACAAGCUAUCGACUCGGAGCAUCUGUCUGAGCUAACUGAAGAGGAAAUGGAAGUUGGUUUCAUGCAGUCCCGUAUCAAAGGCUUUUCUCGCCUUGACAUUAAAAUUUUUAUACCGUUCUUUACUCGACGCUUCACUCAACAAGAACUUAAAGACUGUAAGAGUCAAAUGAAUGAUUUAACCAAUCAAUGGUACCAAACAAUUCGUCUAUCACCCACUGAAACAGAUGAUGAGGCACCUCUUUCAGCAACACCCCCAUCACAAAAUGCUUAAGAAUGCCCAAUGAGGACAGUAUUUAGAAAAACUGUAAAGAAAAAAGUGCAACUCAUUUGCAUUUUCAGUAAAAUAAUGGCAUUAUAUCGUAUCUAUCAUCCUGAAUUUUCUUCUAACAAUUCAGUGUCAGUGUUUAGAGGAAGCUACACAGUGGGACCAUAACAGCGCAGACACUACUAAAAUUGACCUUAUCAUAUUUACUAGCUGAACAUAUUGGCUGUGGUUAAACACUUAUGUAAAGUGUUUUAGUUUGAAUUGUAUUUUGCGGAAUGGUAUUGAACCUAGUCAGUCAUAUUACAAAGAAAAGUUAUGGAAGCAUGUAGGUUUUAAAGUUAAAUGAUAUAGUGAUCACUAUUUUUCUUUUUGUUAUGUUUUAUGAAAAUUUUAUUUUUUUCCAAGUGUUAAGAUUUGUUUGUCAGUUUUUAGUAUAAAAUUCUUCUAUUGCUGGGGGAAUUUUUCGAAGAUGGUGCUAUGAUCUUUAUUGGUACUAACUGAUCGAUAGUUGACGUACGUGCAAAGUAUUAACUGUGUUGUGAUUUUGUUGUGUUAAUGAUGAUGAAGGUUUUAAAGUGUGAUUGAACUUUUGUGAUUAAUAUUUAUGUGAUUCCUGAACAAAUUUUUAUACGGGGUCUAACAGCUCAAGAGCUAACAUAUGUCUUUAGUUCUAUAGAGCUACCAUAAGAGUAUGUCUUUAGUUCUUUACAAAAUGUUACCCUGCAAUGAGAAUAUAAAAGCUAAAAUUUUAAAUUGUAAUAGGUUUUUGGAUGGAGCCAUAGUUUGCUGGUAAUUUUCUGUAGCAUGCAGAAUCUUUGUUAAAUGGUUGACAAAAAUGCCGAUCAUAUGAUGUGGUUGAGCAUGCUCCAUAUGAAAGUAACAGCUAUCUUUCAGUAUUUACGCUUUAAAAGACCUUUCAUAUUGUGAAGUGGAACAAGUAUUAUAUUGUGUGGUACAUAUGAAUUUGUUUAAUGUAACUUAUGUUCCUAAACUAGCUUUGUUUAAGGCAAUUUACAUGUCACAGAUAAAAUAAAGCAUGUUUUUAUUGGAA
This is a messenger RNA of Thrips palmi, 3218 nucleotides long. RefSeq names its product sodium/hydrogen exchanger 8 (gene Nhe1). The record is from RefSeq and is a predicted model, not a curated record. Lineage: Eukaryota; Metazoa; Arthropoda; Insecta; Thysanoptera; Thripidae. Bases 137 to 2173 code for a protein of 678 amino acids. Gene Ontology annotation, biological process: regulation of pH; proton transmembrane transport; sodium ion transport. Gene Ontology annotation, molecular function: sodium:proton antiporter activity. Gene Ontology annotation, cellular component: Golgi apparatus; membrane. The transcript has 9 exons.